This is a messenger RNA of Caenorhabditis sp. 36 PRJEB53466, 1920 nucleotides long. NCBI's taxonomy places the organism in Eukaryota, Metazoa, Nematoda, Chromadorea, Rhabditida, Rhabditidae. The record is from the annotation of a GenBank genome assembly.
AUGGAAGUGUCAACUAGAUUAUUGACUCGGAAACGGCGAAAUUCGGAUUCGACCCCGCCGAUAACCAAGUACUUUGCUUCUGUCAAACGCGAAAGAUCCAUCUCGGAAUCGAAAAAUGUUAGCCAAAAACUGGACGGUUUGGGAAGAAUAUUCGUUUUGUAUUUUAAAGUUUGUCGAUUUCAGAGACUCCCGACUUGGCAAAUGCUCCACAAGACAAACAAGCUCCGGAGAAUGUUGCUGCUGCUCAAUACAAUCAGGAAGAACUGCGACGUCUUCUUGGUCUUCCACAGAAUCCAUAUCUGUACGAAGUUCCGAAUCCCGAGUUGCCUGCUGGACUCGAGAAUCUGCCGAAGAAUGUCUAUUCACAUAUUCUCACCAUUCUGGACUGUAAGCAAUCGUUUUGUUACUUUUCUCUAAACAUUGCUUUCAGUGCGCUCCGUUUCGGCGCUCUCCUUGGUUUCUAUGACUUUGUCUUCGCGUGUCAGAUGCUACGUGGCUGACAACAACUUCUAUCGUCGAAUCCAAAUGGAUCAUCUUGAUUUCAUGGACAGCUCGAUCCGCCCAGAUGACGAGGAGUUUGAAGAGAAUGAUCCAUUCAUCGCAUGUGGUUAGUCGACCUAUUAAUGUCAAUCAAACGUCUGAUUCUAAAUCGAAACAGGUGCUCUCAUCAAAUCCAUCACCAUCACUUUGGAUACCAAGAUUCGAGCGCAAGUCUUCUUGAACAUCUGUCGGAAUCUGCGUCAUGAACUCGGCGGAAGUCUUCACGGAUUCGGAAGGCUCCUGGAGACUGUAACCCAGUUCUGGAAGUUCUCCGAGAGACGUGUGAUGGUCAAGGCGGCAAUACUCAUUGAUUCGGAUCUGCGUCGUUGUCUCAUCAAAGUGCUCACUUCGAAACCGGGCCAGUAUGUCGGCCUCGAAAUGAGAGUUCGUUCAGGACUCAUCGAAUUAUUUCUCAAUCGGAAUCAGGACAUCGACGAGAACUCACCCGAUCAGAUAAUCGAAUUCGGCUCGUGGCUCUCCGUUCUUCUUCGCAACGUCAUGGAAAAGUAUCAAGGAAGGCUGUACUAUCUGUUGUUCGGACCGACCAAAUCGUCAAGAAACGGAGAACGAAUCGACUGGGCGUACUUUUGUGUGGAAGACGGCGGCGAGAUGACUCUGCGAAAGAGCGAGGCCAAUUACAAAAAGAUGAUGACGACCCUAUUGAACGGAAUCCGCGCGCUUCGUGUCAUGAACAACGCCAAGAAUUCUGAUAUGGCCUGGAACGGCAAGAAGAUCUAUCAGCUGUUUCUCCGGAUUAUUGGUAGGGCUCGCUUUGUUCCUUUAUCCGUCAGUAUUCUCUGUUUCAGAAGUGUGUGAGAUGCAAGGAACGUGGUCAGAGAUAGCUUCAUCAACGUCACUCGCAAUCGACACGGCAGGGCUCUUUAGUGAAUAUCUUGUCACUUGCCUCAAUCCACACCGUCCCGACUAUGCGAACCUCCUGGCGGAAGCCGCCGAGAUGGUGUGUAUUGUGCGCACUCACCUUUAUCGUUGGUCGGCAACGCCGGCUACGUUCCUCGCCGAACCAUUGCACCACGCAUUCAAUCAUCUUGCGCAACUCGACGGUCAUUAUGGUGAGCGGUGCCGCUUUUAUCCCGGCUGACGUCGGGAAAGAGUACUCUUAUUACAGGCGGUUACUACAAAGCGUUUUUGGAAAAGAUUUGGAAGACGCAAAAGGCCCGACUGACGAAACUGGUGGCAUCCGCAAGUAACACGACGGAAUCGAGCAUGUGCAUCCGCCAAGAGCUCGACGCUCAGCUUUCCACUGUUCGCCUGCUCACUGACUUUUCGGAAGCUAUUCUCAUCCCACAGGUCCACGUGCCACGCAAUGUCCCAGUUCAGCCCGUUCGUGUGCCCAAUGAGGAAGAUGAGCAGCAAGAGUAG